AUGAUUAUCGAGAGAGAUGGAACAUAUAUACUGUACUACAGCGUCUCAACCCUUGGGAGCCAGGACUCGGUCAUUGCAUAUGCAACUAGCACGACUAUGGAGGAUGGCACUUCGGAGGAUCAUGGGUCGACGGGCGUGGAGUCGACCUCGGGCAACUCAUAUAACGCCAUUGAUCCUACAAUGGUCCUGGUCGAUGGGACUUAUCAUCUCUCCUUUGGGUCUUACUGGGGUGACAUCCACCUAGUCACGUUCAACUCGGACGCGACGGCUGCCAAUGGAGAUGCAACCCAGAUCAUCUACGAACCAGAUGGGAACCACGAAGUCGAAGCUAGCUUCCCCUUCAAGUACGGGGAUUACUUCUAUAUGUUCUGGAGUCAGGGGCAGGCCAACGACUAUGAUAUCGUACGACCCGCCGAGGGUGAAGAGUACCGGAUUCGCGCGUGCCGAAGCAGUGAUAUCGGGGGACCAUACACCGACGAGGACGGAGACAGCUGCCUGGAGGGCGGCGGCAACGAUGUUCUUGCCUCACACGAUGAUGUCUACGGCCCUGGUGGGCAGGGUGUCUACAAUGACGCUGAGUAUGGGCCGAUCCUGUACUACAGAUUUGUCAACACAUCGAUCGGGUAUGCACUCAGAGAUUAUCAAUGGGGAUGGAAUGUAAUUGACUGGGUCGACGGCUGGCCGACAAUAUGA
This is a messenger RNA of Diaporthe batatas, 693 nucleotides long. RefSeq lists its product as uncharacterized. The record is from RefSeq and is a predicted model, not a curated record. Bases 1 to 693 code for a protein of 230 amino acids. Gene Ontology annotation, biological process: carbohydrate metabolic process. NCBI's taxonomy places the organism in Eukaryota, Fungi, Ascomycota, Sordariomycetes, Diaporthales, Diaporthaceae. Gene Ontology annotation, molecular function: hydrolase activity, hydrolyzing O-glycosyl compounds. The transcript has 3 exons.